AACUCACUUUCGUAUCUUUUUAUUUUCUGUUUAUAUUUUUAUUCUUCGGUGUUUUCUCUUCAUUUCUCUUCAAUUGUCAUCAACAAUCACUUGUAUUCUUUAUACUGAUCAUCAUUGCAAAAUUUUUUCUCAUCUUAAUUUUUUUUUCUUCUUCCAGUGAUUGAUUAUCGUACUUCUAAUUUCUUUAAUUGGUUUAAGUGGUGUGGAAAUUGUGAUUUAACGGAAAGUGUCACAACUUAAGGGUCUUGAUUUGGUUCUUUUGCCCUCUUUAGAUGUGUCAACAUUUUAUCCAUUUUCUAACCAAGUUGAUUAUCUUGAAGAUCAAAUUUAAAACAAUUUAGUGAUUGUUUUCUUUUCCAGUUUCUUUUUUGUUUCUUUAUUGAAAUAAUCAAUAUUCAUCAUGGACAAAUCACCAUCCGAUAAAUCAACCGCUCGAAGAGUAUCCAAAAUGGGCUUCAUUGGAGGUGGAAACAUGGCCUAUGCUAUAGUCGUUGGUCUCAUUAAAUAUGGAAAAGUUGAACCUUCAACCAUCAUCAUCAGCACUCGAACUACAGCCAGUGGAGAGAAAUUCAGUAAACUCGGGUGUCAGGUGACAACUAAAAACGCUGAUCUGGUUAAAGAAGUCAAAGGCUCUGGUACCGAUGGUGCAAUAUUUUUAUGCGUUAAACCAAUACAAUUUACCGAGAAUCGGUCAACCUUUCGUGCACUUCUCAGCUGUUUCGAUGGACACAUAGUAUCCGUAAUGGCUGGAUUAACCAUAGAAAGUUUGGAAGAUGUUCUUGGAAAAGGAUUAAACAUUGUCCGAACAAUUCCAAACACUGGUGUUCAAGUUGGUGCCGGAGUUUGGGCUUGUUCAGUGAGAAACAACUAUUCAGGUUUCGAGAAGCUUCAAAAUAUUGCAUCAACAGUCUCCUUCUUCCCAGUAGUUGAAGAGAAGCUAAUUGAUAUCAUCUCAGGACUCAGCGGAAGUGGAAUAGCAUUUAUUUACACAGCAAUACAAGCAUUAAGUGAUGGUGCAGUUAAAAUGGGAUUAGAUCGAACCCUGGCAACUCGAAUUGCUGCUGCAACUGUCAUUGGAGCUGGUAAAACAGUUCAAGAGACAGAGACUCAUCCAUAUGUUUUACGUGAUAAUGUUUGCUCACCCGGAGGAACAACUAUUUAUGGAAUACACUCUUUGGACAAAGCCGGAUUCAGUGGUAUAUUAAUGGAUGCGGUGGAAGCUUCAACAGUUCGGUGUAAAAUAGUCGCUCAAGGGAAACAAGAUAAAAAAUAGACAAUUUAAUUGAUACAAAAUGAUUCGUUUGGGGAUAAACAAAAACAAAUGUUAUCUCAUUUAUCGCAUCACCAGCAAUCAAGUGCCUCAAUCAAUGUUAUUAUUUUUUUUCGUAUACAUAUUAAUCGUGUCUAAUUCAGCAUAAUACUUAUCAUUUA
Molecule: messenger RNA, 1431 nt
Organism: Panonychus citri (citrus red mite)
Lineage: Eukaryota; Metazoa; Arthropoda; Arachnida; Trombidiformes; Tetranychidae
Gene: P5cr
Product: pyrroline-5-carboxylate reductase 3-like
Exons: 5
Coding region: 401-1273 (290 amino acids)
Biological process (GO): L-proline biosynthetic process
Molecular function (GO): pyrroline-5-carboxylate reductase activity
Source: RefSeq, a predicted model, not a curated record